Drosophila serrata is the source of this 1867-nucleotide messenger RNA. It is a transcript of the gene Ir7e, whose product is annotated as Ionotropic receptor 7e. NCBI's taxonomy places the organism in Eukaryota, Metazoa, Arthropoda, Insecta, Diptera, Drosophilidae. The record is from RefSeq and is a predicted model, not a curated record.
AUGAACACUAGCGCAUUGCUCGACUCGUAUUAUGAACUAUCCGGUGAGCAGAUGAAUCACAUUAACGAGGUGGUGGCCCGGGCCCUGCUCCAUGUGGUCCAUCAUCAUAUACUCAGUGUGACGCCUUCGUUGGUGCUCACCCUGUGCUGCCGGAGUGAGCAUACUUGCAACUUUUACAACGAAAUGAUGAGCACAUUGUUCCGGGAGUGGGGACUGGCUCCGCUUCAGAUCGUCAAUGUGCAGCGGGGUGUGCCAUGGCAACCGGUUGCUGGGCGGCGGCACUUCAACGUUAUCUUCACGGACUCCUUUGCCGCCUUCUCGGAGAUUCGGAUGGAGUACUAUGCCCGGGAGUAUAACUACAAUGAGCACUACUUCAUCUUCCUGCAGGCUCGAGAUCGUCUGCUCCAGGGCGAGAUGCGGCUAAUCUUUGACUAUUGCUGGCGCUAUCAGCUCAUCCAUUGCAGUGUCCAGGUGCAGAAAUCCAAUGGGGAUAUCCUCUUCUACAGCUACUAUCCUUUUGGGGAGCGGGGAUGUGCAGAUAUGGAGCCGCAGUUGAUUAAUCGCUAUAAUGGUAGCACACUGGAGGAGCCGGAGAUCUUUCCAAGGAAACUGCGUAACUUCUAUGGGUGUCCUGUGAGAUGCGCCCUCUGGCAUUCACCGCCCUUCCUGCGGCUGGCGGAGGAGGAUGUGGAUGCCAUCUCAGUGACCGGUGGCUAUGAGGGACGCCUGCUCUUGGCCCUGGCCGAGAAGAUGAACUUUAGCAUCGCUGUGCGUCCGAUACAGAGGAACGUCCGCGAUGGCACCUUGGAGAUGCUGCAGCGCGGCGAGGCGGAUCUAACCCUGGGUGGUAUCCGGCAGACAGUGGACCGAGGUAUGGUGGCCACAUCGACGCACAAUUACCAUCAAACCCGGGAGGUUUUCGGCGUGCUAGCUUCUAGCUACGAGCUGAGCUCCUUGGACAUUCUGCUUUACCCAUACCGCCUGCAGAUCUGGCUGGGCAUACUCGGUGUGGUGGCUCUGUCGGCUCUCCUACAGCUGGCUGUGGAUCGGCUGCUCCGGGAGCAUGGUGCUGAUGCGAAUCUGGGAGCACGUUCCUGGCUCAAUCUGGAGCUUAUAUUCGUGGGUAUGCCACUAAUGGAUACACCAAGGAGUCACACUGCCCGGCUCUACUGCCUGAUGCUAAUGAUGUACACACUGAUCAUCCGGACCAUCUAUCAGGGCUUGCUCUACCAUUUGAUCCGGACACAUCAGCUAAACCGGUGGCCGCAGACCAUUGAAUCCCUGGUGGAACGUAACUACACGGUAGUGCUGACACCCAUUGUCCUCGAGGUGUUAAAGGAGAUACCCAGCGUUCAGCAUAUGAAGUUUCGUUUGCUGGAGGAUCCCGGCACCGAGCUGGAGCCGCUCAACUUCCUGGAGGCGAAUCAUCAGCUGCGUCGGCAUGUGACCGCCUCUGCCCUGGAUAUUUUUGUCCAGUUUAAUCGUCUGAGCGCUGUGCAAGUUCACCAGGAAGGCGGCAACUCUGCGGAAACGGUAGCCCAUUUUGAGAUUGUGCCAGAGGAUAUCAUCAAUAUGCAGUUGACCAUGUAUCUGACCAAGCACUCCUUCCUUGUUGACCACCUGAAUGAGGAGAUCAUGUGGAUGCGAUCUGUGGGUUUACUGGCCGUGUGGUCCAGGUGGGAGCUGGUCGAGACCUAUCUGCGGAGUGAGCAGAGCUACCAGAUCCUGGGCCUCGUCGAGCUCUAUGCCAUCUUCCUGAUAGUCCUUGUUGGCCUGCUCCUCAGCCUUGUUGUCUUUCUGUGUGAGCUGCUCUCCCUGAGAUGCCGGCUUCUAAAGAGGUUCUUUUCCUAGCAGUUCAAGGAUCAGA